Chenopodium quinoa (quinoa) is the source of this 1694-nucleotide messenger RNA. Its product is annotated as alpha-L-fucosidase 1-like. Gene Ontology annotation, cellular component: lysosome. Gene Ontology annotation, biological process: fucose metabolic process; glycoside catabolic process. The transcript is spliced from 3 exons. The record is from RefSeq and is a predicted model, not a curated record. Bases 60 to 1577 code for a protein of 505 amino acids. Gene Ontology annotation, molecular function: alpha-L-fucosidase activity. NCBI's taxonomy places the organism in Eukaryota, Viridiplantae, Streptophyta, Magnoliopsida, Caryophyllales, Amaranthaceae.
UAUUAAUAGAUAAGCCGUGAAGCAACAGGUAGACUUCCACUGUUCCACAUCUAUAUAACAUGUGUAUACAUGGCCUAAUGUUUUUAAAAGAAGGGCAAAAAGUACCAAUGGCUAAUGUCUGUAUUCCUUUAUAUUUUCUGCUCCUCAUACACCUAUUUGGUUAUAUUAUUCCUACAACUUCCCUUAAAAAAUCAGCAAUACCACCACCCUUGCCAAUUCUCCCACUUCCUUCAUACUCCCAACUAAAAUGGCAACAAAGAGAGAUCAUCAUGUUCUUCCACUUUGGUGUCAACACCUUCACUGACUCUGAAUGGGGCACUGGCCACGAAUCCCCGGCUGUUUUCAACCCGACUCAUCUGAACCCUGACCAAUGGUUCAAGGUUGCAGCUGAGGCAGGGAUAUCAUUGGCAAUUCUUACAGCUAAGCACCAUGAUGGGUUCUGUUUAUGGCCUUCUAAGUACACUGACCAUUCUGUUGCCCAGAGCCCUUGGAAACAGGGUCAUGGGGAUGUUGUUCAGGAGUUUGUUACUGCAGCCAAGGCUCAUGGAAUUGAUGCAGGGUUGUACCUUUCUCCUUGGGAUAGACAUGACAAGAGAUAUGGCAACGAGAAGGCGUAUAAUGAGUACUACCUUGCUCAAUUACAAGAGCUUCUAACCAGAUAUGGAGGUAUCGAAGAGAUUUGGUUUGAUGGAGCCAAAGGUUCUAAUGCACCAAACAUGUCCUACUAUUUUUGGGAUUGGUUUGCAAUGGUUAAGGAGCUCCAGAGUUCAAUCAACAUAUUUUCUGAUGCCGGUCCAGACGUCAGAUGGGUGGGAAAUGAGAAAGGAUUUGCUGGGAACACUUGCUGGUCUACAAUUAACAGGACAUCGUUGUCAAUCGGCAAUGCAAGCAUUGUUGACUAUCUUAGCACUGGAGAUUCUAAAGGAACAGACUGGUUACCACCAGAAUGCGAUGUUUCAAUUCGACCGGGGUGGUUUUGGCAUAAAUCUGAAGAACCAAAGAAGUUAAGUGAGCUCCUAGAAAUAUAUUACAAUUCUGUAGGAAGAAACUGUGUAUUACUACUAAAUGUACCACCAAACUCCAAUGGUCUCAUCUCCGAAAUUGACAUCAGACGGCUGACAGAGUUCCUAAGUGCAAUCAACACAAUUUUCUCUCAAAAUUUAACGCAGAAAUGCUUAGUAAAAGCAAGUAGCGAAAGGGGAGGAAAAGGAAGUAGUUUUGGACCAGAAAAUGUGCUCGAUCAGGACCACUUAUGGACUUAUUGGGCACCUAGUGAAGACGACAAAGAAGACAAAUGGAUUGAGAUAAGGGCGGAUAAUCAAGGGCUUAAAUUCAAUGUAAUCAUGAUCCAAGAGGCAAUCGGGCUCGGUCAGAGGAUCCAACGGCAUGAUAUUUACGUAGAUGAUAAGCGGGUUGUGAAAGGGACAACCAUAGGGUAUAAAAGGCUUCAUUGGUUGGGAGUUGGAGGUGUGCAUGCCAAGAGGGUGAAGAUCAGGGUAGUAAAGUCACGGGACUUGCCUUUAAUUUCUUCUGUUGGAUUGUUUUUUGACCCUUACAGUCAUCCCAAUGAGAUUUGAGUGAAAACAAGAAUUACAAAUGUGCUUUUUUCAUUGAUUUAGGUUAAUAAUGACAUCAUAAGGCAACAAAAUGUUUCACAGACGUACACAAAAUUAAUGGGAGCUUUGUUUUACUCA